AUGGCCACCCAAUUGAGAGCUUCUUCCUCAUUCUCUUCUGUUCCUUUUUCUACCCGUUCAUACACACACGAUUUGUUUCUGAGUUUCAGAGGCGAGGAUACACGCUACACUUUUACAGGUCAUUUGCACAGAAAUUUGGUUCAAAGGGGGAUCAACACUUUCCUAGAUGACGAUGAUCUUCCAAGAGGAGAGGAAAUAUCAGAAGCACUUCUCCGAGCCAUUGAAGGAUCAAAGCUCUCUCUCAUUGUGUUCUCUGAAAACUAUGCAUCCUCAAAGUGGUGUUUGGAAGAACUAGUUCAUAUCAUUGAAUGUAGAAGAUCAAAGAACCAAAUGGUUCGGCCAAUCUUUUACAAAGUGGAUCCAUCGGACGUAAGACACCAACGAGGUACAUUUGGUAAGGCACUUGCAGAGCAUGAGCGCCGAUUCCAAGAUGACAAGAAUAAGGUGUCAAGAUGGAGAGCAGCUCUUUUAGAAGCGGCUAAUUUGUCUGGGUGGCAUUUCCCGAGCGGGCAUGAAUAUGAAUCUAAAUUUAUUGAUAGAAUCAUUAAAGAGAUUUCUGCACAAGUAAUAAAACAUAGCCCUUUGAAUGUGGCAAAGUUUCCAGUCAGGAUAGAAUCUCGUGUACAAGACAUGCUUGAACUCUUAGAUGUUGGGGGAAGUGAUGUACGCAUGGUAGGGAUAUGGGGAAGUGGUGGAAUAGGGAAGACAACAAUUGCUAAAGCUGUUUACAAUACAAUUGCUAUUGAGUUUGAAGACAGUUGCUUUUUGGAAAAUGUUAGAGAACGUUCAGUGACUCAUGAAGGUCUAGUCAACCUACAAAACAGUCUUCUUUCUGAGAUUCAAGGGGGCAAAAAACUGAAUAUAAUCAAUGUUAAUAAAGGAAUCAAUUUGUUGCGUCAAAGGUUGUGA
This is a messenger RNA of Rosa chinensis, 909 nucleotides long. RefSeq names its product disease resistance protein RPV1-like. The coding region runs from base 1 to 909 and encodes 302 amino acids. The record is from RefSeq and is a predicted model, not a curated record. The transcript has 2 exons. NCBI's taxonomy places the organism in Eukaryota, Viridiplantae, Streptophyta, Magnoliopsida, Rosales, Rosaceae. Gene Ontology annotation, biological process: defense response; signal transduction.